AUGAAGGAGCUCAAUUGGCUUUUUGGCUUGCUGGCUAGCACGGCAGAACACUUGUCUUACGCCGACGCUGCUGCAAAGGGUGCCAGACAGACCCCUGAAGAGGCCGCCGCCCCUCAGCCCCCCGAAAUCAUCCCCAGUGAAACCGCCUCCACGGCAUCUCUCAUCGACGUCGACAUGCCCAGCGUCCACACCGUCCGAUCAGACUUUCUCGAGCAGGACAUUCAAACCGAGACGCAAGCCGAGCGCAUCAAGCGCGAGCAAGAGGCCGCCCGCGCCGCCCAGGCGGCAUCCAAGAAGAAGGCCACCAGCAAGGCCAGAAAGGCCGACUCCUGGAUCAACCGCCAGUUCUCCCAGCUCUCCGACGGCAGCGUCACGGCCAUUGCCAUUGCCAACGUCUUUGGCGUCGUGGGUGUGAGCGGCUUCCUGGGGUAUCGCGCGUGGGGCCUUUAUGAGAGGAGCCGGCUGGACUGGAAGCAUGUGGGCGUUGGCUUUGGAGUUUUGGCCGCUGUUGGCGCUGUGGAGGCGGUGCUUGGACGGUACCUGUACAGAAGCAAGGAGGAGGAUUCUUCAUGA
Molecule: messenger RNA, 573 nt
Organism: Trichoderma aggressivum f. europaeum
Lineage: Eukaryota; Fungi; Ascomycota; Sordariomycetes; Hypocreales; Hypocreaceae
Exons: 4
Coding region: 1-573 (190 amino acids)
Cellular component (GO): mitochondrial outer membrane
Molecular function (GO): nascent polypeptide-associated complex binding
Source: RefSeq, a predicted model, not a curated record